Silurus meridionalis is the source of this 967-nucleotide messenger RNA. RefSeq lists its product as uncharacterized. The record is from RefSeq and is a predicted model, not a curated record. NCBI's taxonomy places the organism in Eukaryota, Metazoa, Chordata, Actinopteri, Siluriformes, Siluridae. The transcript is spliced from 3 exons. The coding region runs from base 127 to 576 and encodes 149 amino acids.
UUGAAAUCUUUGACACUCAAAAUUGAGCUCAGGUGCAUCCUCUUUCCACUGAUCAUCCUUUUACUGAGGGGUGGCUUCCGUGUGGUCACUCUACCAUAUAGGCCUGAUUGGUGGAGUGCUGCAGAGAUGGUUGUUUUUGGAAGGUUCAGAACGCAGAUGCAGCUAAGUAACAAAGAAAAAAGUGCACGCUACAGGCAGCGAAUUAACUCUGAUCCAAAUGCAAGAGCUGAGUAUCUUGCUAGAAGAAAAGAAAGCUAUCGAAGAAGAAAACAGUUGGGAAUGAUUAAAUGGGUCAAGUCCAGUGACCUGACAGAGACAGAGAGGAAGAAAAAGAGAGAGCAAUGGAGGGCCGCAACCAAAAAUUACAGGGAGAGAAAAAAGAUGGCCGAGAUUCUGUUAGACUUUGUACCUCUAUCUAUGGAAAGCACUUUACCAUUUCUGGAAAAUGCAGAUGCUAAUAGUGCAGCACAAGAGCGGCCAGUACAGGUCAAGCGUUUUCCUCUGAAGGUGGAAUUAAGCCCACUGUCAUGGUGUUCUCCAGACCAGAAUGAAAGCGGAGGAAGGAUACGUCCUUGAAUGAGUAAAAAAAAAAAUAAAUCCAAAUCAAGAAGAUGCAACUGGGAUACUGGAACAGUGAAUGGACUGUGCAUCACAUUGAUGUUUGAUGAUCUUCCAAAUUGUAAUCUUCCAAAGAUAAAAGAGGACAUUUAAUGCUUUACAGUUUAGUAUAAGGAACCUGUUUCUUUCACCACAAUGUGAUUACCAGUGUUGGGCAGUAACGCGUUACUGUAACGCAGUUACUUUUGACAGUAACCUAUACUGUAACGCUUUACUUUUUAAAUAAAGUAACUCUGUUACCAUAUGGUGCGUUGUCCGUUACUUUUUUUAAUGAAUUAAUUUAGGCUGAAGUGAAUUUAGGCUGAAGUGAAGCUUAUUUAUGCACUUACUCACACACCCAGACAGUAAA